UAGCCACGAGCGUGACGAACGGCUCUUUCGAAAAUACAACAAGGAAGUUACGGUUUAUUGUGAAGGAAAAUAACCGCUGGAGAAAAAAAUUCUCCUCAAACCGGGGGUCCCUUCGCUCGGUUGCUGGGUGUCCGGGGGGGGCGAGGUCACCGUGGACUUUCCCGAGAGCCCGUUUCCGAUCAUCUCGAGGAAUUCUACUUGUAGCCAGCUAGCUAGCUAGCGAUGAACACGGACGUGGAAUUUCACAUCAGGCAGAAUUACCCGUGGAACAAGCUCCCAGCUAACGUCAAACAGAGUUUGGGGAACUCUCAGCGCGAGUAUGAGAAGCAAGUGCUCCUGUACAGCAUCCGCAACCAGCUGCGAUUCCGCAAUAACCUAGUGCGCCACGUGAGGAAGGAUGAGCGCAAAUAUUAUGAGGAGCUUCUGAAGUACAGCCGGGACCACCUGAUGCUGUACCCCUACCACCUGUCUGACAUCAUGGUCAAAGGGCUACGAGUCACCCCGUUCUCGUAUUACAUAGGAAUCAUGGAGGAUAUUAUGAACAGUGAGAAGAGUUACGACUCUUUGCCCAACUUCACUGCAGCUGACUGUCUAAGGCUACUUGGCAUUGGGAGAAACCAGUACAUCGACCUGAUGAACCAGUGCAGGUCCUCCAAAAAAUUUUUCCGCAGGAAAACAGCACGGGACCUACUGCCGGCCAAACCAGUCGAGAUCUCCGUUGAGCCGUGGUGGGUGGCACAGACAGGCUACAUCACCGAGGACGACAUAAGGAUCUGUUCUCCCGCUGAGAAGAAAGCCAUUGAUAAGAUGAUAGAUUCUGGUCCUCAGCUGGCAGGAUCCAUGGAGUACAACGUGGUCUUAAGCUUGUACAACCGGGGAUUCAUUUACUUAGAUGUUCCCAUAUCUGAUGACAGCUGCAUCUCAGUGCCCCCACUGGAAGGGUUUGUCAUGAACCGGGUCCAGGGUGAUUACUUUGAAACACUUCUGUACAAAAUCUUUGUGUCCAUCGAUGAGCAAACAAACGUAGCAGAGCUGGCAAAUGUGUUGGAGAUCGACUUGGACUUAGUGAAGAACGCAGUGUCCAUGUACUGUCGCCUCGGCUUCGCCGUGAAGAAAGGUCAGGUGUUCAGCUCAGACCAGCUCCACCCCACCUGGAAGAACGCCCCAUCUGUUAACAGGCUCAAGAGCACUAUGGACCCCCAGAAGAUGCUGCUGUCCUGGGAGCAGGGCAGUCCUGUAAUGGAAGGAGGCUCCUCAGCCACAGAUACAGACACCACUAGCCUGGAAGACCAAGCAGACACAGGUAGCGUUAGCAGCCUGAGCAUCCCAGCUGCACCCACCAAGAGGAUCGCCUUCCUUUUUGACUCGACCCUUACAGCCUUCCUGAUGAUGGGCAACUUAUCGCCGAACCUGAAGAGUCAUGCUGUGACCAUGUUUGAAGUGGGCAAACUGUCGGAUGAGACUCUCGACAGCUUCCUGGCUGAGCUGGAGAAGGUGGAGAGCACAGCAGAGGGCGAGGCUCAGCGUUACUUUGACCACGCUCUGACCCUGAAAAACACCAUUCUCUUCUUGCGCUACAACAAAGAACUCACUCAGGACCAGGGACCUGAUAUUCCAAACAUAGGUUUCCCCUUGGACAUGUUGCGCUGUGAGAGCCUGCUGGGUCUAGACCAGGCCACCUGCAGCCGCGUCCUCAACAAGAACUACAAGCUGCUGGUCUCGAUGGCACCGCUCAGCAACGAGAUCAGACCCAUCAGCAGCUGCACCCCUCAGCACAUUGGCCCAGCCAUCCCUGAGGUGAGCUCCAUCUGGUUCAAGCUGUACCUGUAUCAUGUGACUGGCCAAGGCCCGCCGUCUUUGCUGCUCUCCAAAGGCUCCAGGCUCCGCAAGCUGCCGGACAUUUUCCAGGUCUAUGACAGGUUAUUGAUAACUUCCUGGGGUCACGACCCUGGAGUGGUCCCUACAUCCAACGUGCUGACAAUGCUUAACGAUGCCCUUACACACUCUGCUGUUCUCAUCCAGGGUCAUGGUAUGCAUGGGCAUGGAGAAACGGUGCACAUCCCAUUCCCUUUUGAUGAGGAGGAUCUGAAGGGAGAGUUCUCCUACUCCAACAUGUGCGUGCACAAGGCACUGCAGAAGCUGAAGGAGCAUGUGGAUCUGGAGCACCAGUGUGGCUACAUCACCAUGCUCAACUCCAACAACAGGCACCGCCGCAGGCCCAGCGACAGCACUGAGUGCAGAGGAGACACCCAUCUAGGUGGAGGCUUGGACACUAAUGGCAGCACUGAGUCCUUUGAGCUUGUGACAGAGGAGAACAACGGUGAAGGCAAAGGAAAGACAGACACCCUUUCAUCUGAAAACGAGUGGGUCCCUCUUGAACUGUGCUUUGGCAUGCCCCUCUUCAGCUCUGAGCUCAACCGCAAAGUGUGUCGAAAGAUUGCUUCACACAAGCUCUGCAGCAACGAGAGCCUUCAAGAGCUACUCCACUCGAGCCGAAAACUGUCACUCAAGGUGUUGAGCUUCGUUCAGUCAUUCCAGGAUGGCAGCCAGCCCUCUGACCUGGACAGCGGCGUGUCCAACCCUCUCAGCCAGCCCCCGCCAGAGUCCGGUGUCCCCCUGCCCGCCCUCAACCUCCUCUUCAAGGACGGGCAGCUGAAGGAAUGGAGCGGGCGCGCCCCUCCUCCUCUAGACAUCUCAGCCCUGCAGAAAGACCAACUGACAUAAAGCAUCAGCAAAACUUCCAGAUUUAGGAACGAGGAAGCAGCGUCCCAACAAAGGGGGCUAAUGUCUUUUCGCAGCGUCACGUCUCACUGUGGAAAUUCCUGUUCGUGGUUCCAGCCCUGCAUCUUUAAAUCCAGUCACAAGGAAACUCCCUUAUUCGUAAGCCCCGCCUUCUUGUCCAUCAGUAUCCAGUCAUAGGAUAAUUGGCCCCAUCAGAACUUUGUCAUUCACCUACUGUAUGAGGAAUCAUCGACACUAGUACCAACCCUCUUUGCUGUCCUCCUUCCCUCCCCUCUGUGAUUCCUCGUAUUCGUAGCAAGGCAGUGUUAUCUGUUGGAGUGGUGCUAUUAUCACACUAUAUCACAGCGAUGCAGGUAAACAUCAUUUAACCUGGAAGACCAUCUAACUGGAAACAAAUGCGCUGUUUUCCCACUGACUCCACCCCACCCCCACCCCUUCAGUCGAUGGAUGUUUUGUGACCCUUGAGAGCAGAGUGUAAAAUGGUUAAUAUUGCAUAGAUGUUCUAAAAAAGAAAAAGAAAAAAAGACCUAUAAAAUAAACAUUAAAGUGUUGAACAGACUUCUUCAGGAAUCAUUUGACAAUAUGCAUAUUCUAGGACCAAUUCUUUGGACUUUAACCAGGUUGAUAAGACCCCGCUGCCUCCCUGUAUUGUCUCAUGUUAAGUGAUCUAAUGCAUGAUACUAUUGCACAAAAAAAUCUUUCCUCUUUACUUGUAAUCAAUAUUUGGGGCAUUUAUUAUUUGCACUGUGCAGGAUUUCUUCAAACCUGUGGAUGAAGUAACAUCAUGUAAUUAUUUUUUUUUUUUAAAAAAUGUUGGCUCAUUUGUAGUGUGCACGUGAUUUUAGAGCUCACCAAAAGGAAAGUAUCAUACGAGGCAUCUGAGAAACUGCGUUUUUUUUUUUUUUUAAUCCAUUAGAGAACACCAAAGACCUUAUUUCUUUAUAAUGAUUUAUUUUCUUUUUACUCCUUUCUCUGUUCUUUUAUUUUGGUGUUGCCUUAUUAUUUUCAGCCAAUCAAAAACUACCAGGUCUGGGAUCAUAUCUCCUGAUUUUUUUUAUUUCCUUUUUUGGGGGGGUUGUUUUUUUUAAAUCUCACAAGUUUCUUUCUUUUUUUUAAAUUGUUAAUAUGCAUUCGAUGUAGUGUGUCUAACUAAUAAAAAUUACCAACGUCAGAUCAAAAAA
This is a messenger RNA of Maylandia zebra (zebra mbuna), 3923 nucleotides long. RefSeq names its product family with sequence similarity 91 member A1 (gene fam91a1). The record is from RefSeq and is a predicted model, not a curated record. Gene Ontology annotation, cellular component: cytoplasmic vesicle; trans-Golgi network. Gene Ontology annotation, biological process: intracellular protein transport. NCBI's taxonomy places the organism in Eukaryota, Metazoa, Chordata, Actinopteri, Cichliformes, Cichlidae.